AUGGGACUGAGGGAGGCCAUCGAGGACCCCACAAUGACGUGUUUCACCUGCCCUUGCCAUCUGCAGCCCGGCCUCAGCAUGUACCUGCGGGACCAGAAACUGGAGAACCACAGUGUUGUGGAGAGAGCAUGUGUUUUGGGCCACUUUGACAUGUUGGAGCUGUUUUUACAGAACGGCUGCAGUGCUAACCUGCCCACCAGUCAUGGUCGACUCAUUCAUACAGUUUUAACAUCGCUGAAAUCCCAUCGGCAUCUCAUCGAGAAUGGCAUGGCAUUAAACAUAAUCAAGCUAUUAAUAACAAGAGACUGUGAUGUCAAUGUGAAAGACUACCUUGGGAAAUCCCCGCUGCUGCUGGCCGCUGAGCUAGCAGACGCUGAUAUCAUGAGGCAGAUUUUAAAAUGUUGCCUUGACUGGCAGUUGACCUGCCCAAGCCGAGGUAACGGCCACACCCCACUCCACAUGGCUUCUAUGAAUGGCAGUGUUGAGUGUGUCUCUCUUUUAUUGGUGAGAUUAAGCGCAGAGGAUUUGAAUGCAGAAGACAGACAGAGCUUUACUCCACUACUGUGCAGUCUGAUAAAAGUAAGGAACAAUAUGGCAUUCCAUAACAUCGAUGGAACAAUCGACAGUAAACUUUUACAGGUGCAGUACAGCCAUGUUGCCAUUAUAGAACUGCUUUUAUCCUCGGGGGCCAAAGUAUCAAACAACCUUACUACUCCGUUUACUCAAACAAAAUCCCGCAGCGGGCUGCACAUCGCUCUGGAAAUAGUGAAUCAGUUUGAGUUGAAAAAACGUUUACAGAAUUUGAGAUUUUCCAAUGAGAUGUUGGUGGAUGCAUUUUCUGUGCAUGUGAACCAGUUGACAGAUGAUGCAGAAGGCGACAAGAAGUUGCUGUCUCCUUAUGCCGAAAUAGUCCGUAUGUUGGUGUAUUACUGUGGUGUGAGUCCUUAUGAGACAGAAGAGCUACUGCUUCUGAGAAACACAUAUCCUUGUGUUUCUGGUUUAUUACGUGAAAUAGAUGAAUAUGUUCAAAGGAGAAAGUUACCUGGUGCUAUGUGUCUGAGUCUGUUAAACUCUGCAAGGGUAGCUAUACGCUUGCACAUAGCCAGAUGUGAUAAGCUUUCUUUGCUGGACCAGCUUCCUGUACCACACAAACUCAGGGAUUAUGUGAAAUUUGUAGAUUUAUAG
Candidula unifasciata is the source of this 1185-nucleotide messenger RNA. Lineage: Eukaryota; Metazoa; Mollusca; Gastropoda; Stylommatophora; Geomitridae. The record is from the annotation of a GenBank genome assembly.